GGCAAGCACCCGCAACAGCAGCAGCAGCAGCAACAACAACAACAUGACGUACGGUUGCCCCAACAGCUUCCCCAGCCGCAGCCGCCAUUCGCGCAGUACCAGCACACAUCGCCGCUGCCGGUACCGCAGCCCCAGCCCCAGCUGCCGCAACCGCAACCCCCGGCUCCGACACCGCACCAGCCGCAGCCCCAGCCGCGGCCGCUGCCUCAGCCCCAGCCACAGCCGCUGCCUCAGCCCCAGCCACAGCCUCAGCCUGCGGGUGGAGUGCUGGUGCCCAUCCCAACACCCUUCGUACGCUUCGAGACCGCUGUGUUCAGGCUCUUCCAAGGCGACCACGGGCAGCACGCCUUCGCCUCCCUCUGGUGGUACCUCGACCCCGCCGCCGCCAAGACCCCCUCCCCCGCCUCCUCCUCCC
Astrephomene gubernaculifera is the source of this 415-nucleotide messenger RNA. NCBI's taxonomy places the organism in Eukaryota, Viridiplantae, Chlorophyta, Chlorophyceae, Chlamydomonadales, Astrephomenaceae. The record is from the annotation of a GenBank genome assembly.